UGUGUUGUGGGGAAGCUGGGAAGAAAGAAAAAGACAGCUUUCGGGGCACGAUGGGAAAGGGGAAGAGAGAAGAGAGUCCUCUGCCACAUGAUGUGCGGUUCAGUGGUUUUGGCUAAACCAGCCGACUAUUUGGAUGCUUUUGAACGCUGUUGUGAAGAUAAUAGUAUAAAAGGGGUUUCGAUUCUGUUUCACGGAUUUUUUACAAUUCAUGUUUUUGGAGCGGUUGUCCGCCAUUCCAUCGUCCCCCGCGCGCUUUCUAUUUUUUCGAUUACUGCUAUUCUUAUAGGGAUACCCAGCGGGAGCCUCUGCGGAGGAGAGAGAUCUGAUGUCCCUUUUGUUCGCCCUGGAGGACACACACAGGGCACCAAAUUAUGGUAUUCUUGAUAGCGCACCCAUACCACAGGGGUUGUGUUUUCACUGGGACAAUUUUGACCCAAUUUUUACUAGAUAG
Porites lobata is the source of this 451-nucleotide messenger RNA. The record is from the annotation of a GenBank genome assembly. NCBI's taxonomy places the organism in Eukaryota, Metazoa, Cnidaria, Anthozoa, Scleractinia, Poritidae.